AUGAAUCCCUCGCGGGGAGGCAAUUUUGCCGUCAGGCUGUUGGGCCAACACCGCCCCAUCCUGUCCACCACUCUGCCUACCCUUUCCUCCACCAGAUUCCAGUCGACGCAGUCGGCGACUGAGCAAUCGGGCGCCCUACAGUCUACAGCCAGUUCUGUUCCUGCACGGAAACCAAGGAGAGAGGUUCCUCUGCCCAGCCAGGAGAAACCGCAGGGUGUUUUGGACUAUGCCUUGACUACCCUCGACCAGGUGGCCAAUUGGGCUCGGCAGGGUUCUCUAUGGCCGAUGACCUUCGGCCUGGCGUGCUGUGCCGUCGAGAUGAUGCACCUGUCCACCCCACGAUACGAUCAGGAUCGUCUUGGAAUCAUUUUCCGAGCUUCCCCUCGUCAGUCUGACGUGAUGAUUGUUGCCGGAACGUUGACGAACAAGAUGGCGCCGGCCCUGAGACAGGUGUACGAUCAGAUGCCUGAGCCGCGGUGGGUGAUUAGCAUGGGAAGCUGUGCCAACGGCGGUGGAUACUAUCACUACAGUUACUCUGUUACUCGUGGGUGUGACAGGAUUGUGCCUGUUGACAUCUAUGUUCCUGGCUGCCCACCUACCUCUGAAGCACUGAUGUAUGGAAUUUUCCAGCUGCAGAGGAAGAUGCGAAACACCAAGAUCACUCGGAUGUGGUACCGACGAUGA
This is a messenger RNA of Microsporum canis CBS 113480, 684 nucleotides long. Its product is annotated as NADH dehydrogenase iron-sulfur protein 7. The transcript is spliced from 4 exons. The coding region runs from base 1 to 684 and encodes 227 amino acids. NCBI's taxonomy places the organism in Eukaryota, Fungi, Ascomycota, Eurotiomycetes, Onygenales, Arthrodermataceae. Gene Ontology annotation, molecular function: NADH dehydrogenase (ubiquinone) activity; quinone binding; 4 iron, 4 sulfur cluster binding. Gene Ontology annotation, biological process: mitochondrial respiratory chain complex I assembly; aerobic respiration; electron transport coupled proton transport. The record is from RefSeq and is a predicted model, not a curated record.